Molecule: messenger RNA, 2253 nt
Organism: Colletes gigas
Lineage: Eukaryota; Metazoa; Arthropoda; Insecta; Hymenoptera; Colletidae
Gene: mas
Product: protein masquerade
Exons: 11
Coding region: 1-2253 (750 amino acids)
Biological process (GO): proteolysis
Molecular function (GO): serine-type endopeptidase activity
Source: RefSeq, a predicted model, not a curated record
AUGAUACUGAGAACAGUCCCCCGGGGCAUCGUCCUUUUUCUCCUACUUACGGGAUCGAUCGCUGCUCAGGACGACGACUCACUGGCUGGUAGCUUCUUUUCAGGUUUAUUAGACUCCAUAACAAGUACAGCCAACAGCGCGGACUGUCCAGGGGUAUGUGUGCAUGCGUUUGCAACAUUAAUAUGUUACGAAGUUCUCGAGCAUGUACAAUGCCCUACCAGUAUGCGAUGUUGCAUCGAAGCACCAAUAAACGGUACCGCGAGUUCUGAAAACGAUGUAGAUGACGAUAGUUUGGUAUCAACAGCAAUCACUACUGUGAAGACUGUAACGACGACAGCUCCAAACACGACCACACUUUCGACAACUACACCACCUACGACUGUAUCGUCGAUGGCCACGCCAAAAACCACCUCUGAUAAUCAGAUGGAAACAGUCAACAAAACAUCGACGAAAACAUGUACUGGAAUUUGCAUGGCCGAGAGAAUAGCCGAUUACUGCGAUGCUGUUCUCGUAAUAGACAGUCUAUGCAAACCAGGAUACAAAUGUUGCGUAUCUAGAGACGCGUUUGGAGAUUCUCCGCCGCCUGAAUUAUUGGUGAUUGACAGAACGAAUUCGAGUCGUUUCGACGAGAAAACUGGUGUCAGCACGUCGUACAAGGGCCCUCCAUCUUCCACGUCUGCGAGACCAAACACGUCUGUCUCUACAAGCAUAGUUACAACCACAGCGGCUACCACCGAUAUAAUGACGAAACAACCAGCGACCACGACGAGACCAAAAAUUACACCGAAAAAACCGUGCAAGGGCGAAUGCGUUAGCGGAUUUUUCGCGCUUCUUUGCGACAAAGUAGAUGGAGAAGCCGAAUGCCCCGACGAUGGAUCCUGUUGCAUCAUCGAUGCAUUCUUGAAAACGGAAACAACGACGACAGUCCGACCCACCACGAAAUCACCACAGCCAAAGUUACAACCGUGUCCUGGAUUUUGCUUGUUGACCAUUAUGGCGGCAUUCUGUGAACGACCGAAUCUGAUAAUAGCAAAGACAACGACCUGCCAGUCUGGGUCAAUCUGUUGCGACAACACGAAAAGUUCACCGCAGACUCCAAGGCCGAGGCCAAGACCCACACCGAGACCACAAAUUACAACUGUUUCUUUGCCACCAGAUCCUCGCCAAGAGUGCCCAGGAUCCUGUAUCGUUUCCUAUUUAUCUUUCACUUGUUUCAGAAAUGCCGAACUGACGAAUUUAUUCAAAUGCAAGAAACAAGGACGUCAGUGUUGCGCGCCAAAAUCGUUGAUUCGAGAAUUCAGUAGUGGAAAUUCGAGCGAGCCAAUUUUGACUAAUAGAAACGAUACCAUGUAUGUUACAUCGAGACCGUAUACAACGCUACCUACAACGACAAUAUAUGAAACAACAACGAUGACAACAACUAUGAGAAGUCCUGUGUACAGUAAGUAUGUAUGUGGUGUAAAAGGCACUUCUCGCGGACCGAUCCAAGCUCGUAGCUUGGAUAGAGGAGCACGUGUUGUUGGGGGAGAAGAUGCAGAUGCGAAUGAAUGGUGUUGGCAAGUUGCUUUGAUUAAUUCCCUUAAUCAAUAUCUCUGCGGAGGCGCGCUCAUCGGAACUCAAUGGGUUCUUACAGCAGCACAUUGUGUUACAAACAUCGUGAGAUCCGGGGACGCAAUUUACGUGAGAGUUGGCGAUCAUGAUUUAACUCGAAAAUAUGGGAGUCCCGGUGCUCAGACUUUACGUGUGGCAACAACUUAUAUUCAUCAUAAUCAUAACAGUCAAACUUUAGAUAACGAUAUUGCAUUGUUAAAACUCCACGGGCAAGCAGAGCUUAAAGAUGGCGUUUGCCUUGUAUGUUUACCUGCAAGAGGAGUUAGCCAUACAGCUGGUAAACGAUGCACUGUUACCGGUUAUGGAUACAUGGGGGAAGCUGGCCCCAUCCCUCUCAGAGUACGCGAAGCUGAAAUACCAAUCGUGAGCGAUGCAGAAUGUAUAAGAAAAGUGAAUGCUGUAACCGAGAAGAUCUUUAUCUUACCAGCAAGUAGUUUUUGCGCUGGCGGGGAACAAGGGAAUGACGCAUGUCAGGGGGACGGAGGAGGUCCUCUAGUAUGCCAAGAUGAUGGAUUCUACGAAUUGGCUGGACUUGUUUCAUGGGGUUUUGGUUGUGGAAGACUGGAUGUUCCUGGCGUUUACGUCAAAGUUUCGGCGUUUAUUGGUUGGAUCAACCAAAUUAUUUCCGUUAAUAAUCUUUAG